Molecule: messenger RNA, 339 nt
Organism: Didymodactylos carnosus
Lineage: Eukaryota; Metazoa; Rotifera; Eurotatoria; Philodinida; Philodinidae
Source: the annotation of a GenBank genome assembly
AUGCUAAAAAAUGAAGCAUUAUUAGAUGUUCAUAAAGAUGAUGGAGCAGCUAUACCCAGUUAUACAGCAUCACAACGUACUAUUGAACGCAAACGUAAAAAAGAUGACAUACCAUUACCAAGACCAACAUCAUUCGAAGAUAUAAGUAUUCCACAGCAAUUAACAGUAACCAAUGGUGGUGGUCGGUUUUUAUUAUAUGAUAAUGAAGACAGUGACUACAGAACAAUUAUAUUAUCAUCUGAGCAAAUAGGCAAACAACUACAACAUUUAAUUACCGCUUUUAACAUAAACACAAGAAAGGAGUAUUUUAAAAGAGCAAGAGCUUUGUUUAAUUUUUGA